CGGUGAUUGCGGGGAACCCUGUGCUAGUAGCGUCGUUUCCGUUGCCGGCUGUUUGCAGUUGGGGAAACCGAGGCAGACUCCAGCUCCCCUUAGCUCUUCCGCUCCUGUGAGUUGGGUUCCCUUUGUCAACUGUUGGGCCCCAAUUCUCAAAGAGUGAAAAAUUUUAAAAAGGGAACCAAGAGCUUAAAUUUUAAGAAAAAAAAAUGUUUAUUUCUUUGUGGGACUUCUUCUAUGGGCACUUUUUUCGGUUUUGGAUGAAAUGGCUCUUACGACAGAUGACUGGAAAGUGUGAAUUGCAGCGAAUUUUUGAUACCUAUGUAGGUGCCCAGAGGACACACAGGAUAGAAAAUUCCUUGAUGUAUUCCAAGAAUAAGGUUUUACAGGAAGCCACAUUUGCUGCUCAGAGUGAAGUGGACAAAUGCGUAGACGACAUAAUGAAAGAGAAGAAUAUUAACACCGAGAAGGAUGUCAGUUUUAAAAUCUGCAUGAAGGCAUGCUUACUGCAGAUAUCUGGUUAUAAGCAGCUCUAUUUGGACGUAGAAGGUGUGAGAAAAAGACCGUAUGAUUCUGAUAACCCGCAACACGAAAAGCUGCUGCUCAAGCUUUGGAGUCUUCUAAUGCCCACAAAAAAGCUGAAGGCCAGAAUCUCCAAGCAGUGGGCUGACAUCGGUUUCCAGGGUGAUGACCCCAAAACAGACUUCAGAGGCAUGGGCAUACUUGGAUUAAUCAACCUUGUGUAUUUCAGUGAGAAUUAUACCAGGGAAGCUCAUCAGAUUCUUUCCCGCUCCAAUCAUCCUAGCUUAGGGUAUUCUUAUGCAAUAGUUGGGAUCAACCUGACAGAGAUGGCUUACAGCUUGCUGAAGAGUGAAGCGCUGAAAUUCCAUCUCUACAACUUUGUUCCUGGUGUGCCAGCGAUAGAGCACUUCCACCAGUUUUAUUGUUACCUUGUCUAUGAAUUUGACAAGUUUUGGUUUGAAGAAAAGCCAGAAAGCAUUAUGUAUUUCAACAUAUAUAGAGAGAAGUUUCAUGAAAAGAUUAAAGGACUCCUACUGGAUUAUAAUGUGUCACUCACUUUAAAAAUAUGAAUCAUCCGUAGUAUCUUCUAUUUCUACCACAUUUUGCACACACAGCAGAAUUUAUAUGUUGUAAUAGAAAUUAUCUGAUCAAAUACACUGCUUAUAUGUAAUUUCCUACAAAAGUUUUUCAGAAAUUCUAUUUAAGAAAGCUACUGGACAAUCAGUGUAUGUUUACAGUUGUUUAUACACUGUCCUCCAAAGGAACCUUUUCCUUCCAAAGACCCCUCUGUAGAGUCAUGGGAACUACAGUUCGGAACUUGGGACUUAGCCCAUUUAGUGUAAAAGUACAAGCCAGGUACUGCAUUUGUAUUAAACUGGUUGAUUAAAAUGUGUGAAUAUCAGUUUUCACUUUAUGUGUAGCUAUCAAGUUGCUAUCUUUGCAAAGCUCUUAAAAUUUUUUUGUUGGGUUUGGACAUGCUAGUUCUUUAUUUUCUUUUUCUUAUUUGUAGGUUACUUGGGAGGGAGGGGGAGUGGUUCUUCAUGGUUUUUGUUUGAAUCUCACGCAGAUGCCAGUGUGGCCUCGUCGGCAGCAGCGAGAGCACAGGUAUAGCAGAGGGGAUGAACACGCCUGGCCUCCGUGGUGGUUUGUCUGAUUACUUAGCAUCACAGAUCAUGUUAGAACCACAGUGUUGGCGACUAGCUUUUUUGUUUUUUAAACACCAUACUUUCAAAUAUUACGAUGUUCUUUUAAAGCUUAGAGACAGUUCCUCCUUGUCAGUCUUUGCUUUUUGUUAGUGGGGGAAAGGGACCUGAGUCGGUGCUUGGCGUGAGGGCCUUUUAUGGGGUCGGCCCUACCUGCGUGUACUUAGGAAAAGAGAGGUGUUUGCUGGGAACACCUUGACUGUGUUCAAAGGACAGUUGCUGUUUCAAUAAAGCUGUCUUUGAACUUAGACAGGAAGAAGACUUAAAGCAUUUUUAUAAACUUGGUUAAACACCAUUGGUUUAUUUUAUUUACUGUUAACUCUCAGUCUCUGCUCUGACUCCGUAGUGUAUGUAGUUGAUGUGUAGACUUUAUGGGUGUUCUUUGAGUUAACAGUGUGGGAUUCUCAAGUAGCCUGAGGAGGAUGAUUAUGCAUUCUGAAUAGCUUUGUUCUUCUACAAUCUCAGGGCGGCAGCAGGUGUGUUCAGGAUUAUACGGUGAUGAGAUUCUAAAGUGAACAGUUUCUCCUUUAGACAUUAGUUCUCAUAGCAGAACUCUAGUUUGAAGAUAAGUUCAUGUUUUCCUUAAAUCCUACAGAAACCAGCCUGUCAAAGACAUAAUUUAAUCUAAAACACAAAGACCUGAGACUUUAAAGUAUUUGUUCAUGUUUAUUAACAAACCUCUCUUCAAACUUGCCAGAGAAGAGUGGUAAGAUAAUACUCCAUUGUAACGUAACAGCUGUGGCGUUGUACGGCACAUUAAAAGUGCGUGCAUUCGAGUCACAAUUUUCUCACGAAGAAACUAUUUUAAAAAUUGGGUUCACUUUAUUGCAGUCCUGGCAGUUUACCUGUUCAUUCUGUAUUAGAGGAGUUUACAAAUGUGGUUUCUUGUAGGGGACUGAACCUUGGGAGUAUUUCAUUUUUUAGCAUGUUUUUCAGUGCUGUGUCGUCCCGCUGGAGUUCUGUGAGCUGUAGCAGCGCCCUGCUGAGGAUCAGGUGUUGAUCAUUCAGUGGUUUGCUCUGGUCAAGGUGCUCCCUAGUAUGGGAAAGCAAUUGUCUUUGAAUUUUUGUGCUGAAAACACUUGUAUUUUAAUUUUUCCAUAGCUGAGAUCUUGAACUGAUUUAAACCUUUGUCAUUAUGCCUAAUAAAAGAACAACUCAAGUAUUGGGGGGGGGUGCUUUUUGAGUAAUUAAGUUUUUUCCCUUUCUAGGGAGAAAAAAACCGUAGUAUUUUUUAAAUGUCAUUAGAAAAUUUGCUCUAAUAUGUUCUUUAGUUCCACCUCUGUUUGUACAGUACAGAUAGUGUUCUGUUUUUGCUUAAAUAAUCAGUAACCAUUUCACAUAGUUCUAUGGCAAACUGGUCUAAGCCACCGACAGAUUCUAAGGUUUGAAUCUGAAAGCCAAGCGCAAUGUCACCAGUUGUAAAUUAGAGUGUAACAUGCGCCUUCUGACUUUUAUGUGAUAGUGACAUAGAUGAAAAGAGAAAUAUAAUUGUGUCUGCCUUCCUACUUUUCCUUGCUCUCCACGUUAUGUUAGAAUUUUAUGUAGUCUUAAAAUCCAUGUUGAGAACCUUUCCUGUUUCUAUAAUAAUGAAUAAGUACCAAAGUAGUGAUAGAACUUAAGUACCAGGAAAGUUACGUUUGCUUUAGCAUCAGAAAAGUGAGUCAGUGUUGAAAUGAGAUGUUGUGUGCGCCAGGCUGAAGAGCAUGUGCCAGUGACAAGGACAGUCUAAAAACAGUCAAACCAUUGUAGUUUGCGUACUGUGUUCGGACGGUGCAGGGUGGGGGAGGUCAGAGGAUGUCAGUGAACUGAGACCACCCUCCCUUUGUGUAUGAAUCCGGUGACACAGACGGAAGAGUCGGUGUCCUACUGGCCCCACUCAGAGUCUAGGAAACGGCCUUUUUCCUGAGAAUGCCCACCCUGAAUUUUUUCUCUUUUAAGAGCUACUUGGAUUUGUAUAUAUUUUUCUGAGUCAAAACAUAUGGACUCUUCAUUCUUAUUCCAGUGUCCACAACGGUUUAUGUACGUUUCUCUCCUGUGCGUUCAGCGAGGUAGAACUUGCGCAAAGCUUUGCUCAUUACGUGAGUGUGAAAAGUGGAAAGGCUUGUGGCCAGGGCAGGAAGGCUCACAUGUUGUCACGGCCCCGAAGAGAAGAGGUUUGGCUUGGGGGGGUGACACUGCUCAUUAUCCUUCUGGAACUAACGAGGGGCCAGCAGCUGUUUCCUCGGGACACAUGGCCCCCCCGCCUUCUCUGUGGACCAGUCCGGGGGGGCUCAAUUUCUGUUUUCCUGUCUAUGAACCUCUCCACAUCAGCGAAUUUUUCAUAAAAAUUAAUGGACUUGUUAAAAAUCAGAAAGGAAAUGUCAUGAGUGACCUUUUUCUUCCUUUUUUUCCCCGUCUUCGGCCUUUGAUAAGAAGAAAUUCAAAUGUAGUUAGUGCAGGUGAGACCCCAGUAUUACACUACUAUGUAUAAUAGGGCGAUUCUAUGUUUCUAUUUAAGUAUUCAACAAAUAUUUAAGCAGUAGCUGUCCCUGGGGGGGCGGGGUAAAGUGCUGGCUGGCAACUUAAACAGAUUUUUGUCUACUUUGGAUAAAGCAAUUAAUUUCCUAUGUAAAAGCAAUAGCUGAGAUGUGAUGUCAUAUUGUUAGGAAUGCUGUGAGCAAAUAAAAAUCGUUGAAACUUC
Molecule: messenger RNA, 4398 nt
Organism: Phyllostomus hastatus (greater spear-nosed bat)
Lineage: Eukaryota; Metazoa; Chordata; Mammalia; Chiroptera; Phyllostomidae
Gene: ELMOD2
Product: ELMO domain containing 2
Exons: 10
Coding region: 204-1085 (293 amino acids)
Cellular component (GO): membrane
Molecular function (GO): GTPase activator activity
Source: RefSeq, a predicted model, not a curated record